Molecule: messenger RNA, 2899 nt
Organism: Culex quinquefasciatus (southern house mosquito)
Lineage: Eukaryota; Metazoa; Arthropoda; Insecta; Diptera; Culicidae
Gene: KaiR1D
Product: glutamate receptor ionotropic, kainate 2
Exons: 11
Coding region: 213-2063 (616 amino acids)
Biological process (GO): synaptic transmission, glutamatergic; modulation of chemical synaptic transmission; monoatomic ion transport
Cellular component (GO): postsynaptic membrane; plasma membrane
Molecular function (GO): transmitter-gated monoatomic ion channel activity involved in regulation of postsynaptic membrane potential; glutamate-gated receptor activity
Source: RefSeq, a predicted model, not a curated record
CCUAUUCAUAUUUGCAGGACCUCCACACCAUCAGCCUGGACGAGUUCAAGUACGGCGGGACGAACAUCACCGCCUUCCGGCUGGUCGAUCCGGAAAACCCGGAAGUGGCCUCCGCCAUCCACAACUGGACGCUGGGGGAGGCGCGGGCCGGCCGGCGGAUCGAUUUCAAAACAACGGAGAACGUGACCGUUAUCAAGGCGGAAACCGCACUCAUGUACGACGCCGUCCACCUGUUUGCCAAGGCCCUGCACGAUCUGGACACGAGCCAGCAGAUUGACAUCCACCCGCUCAGCUGCGACGCCGCGGACACGUGGCCCCACGGAUACAGCCUGAUCAACUACAUGAAAAUUGUCGAAAUGCGCGGCCUCACCGACGUCAUCAAGUUCGACCACCAGGGCUUCCGCAGUGACUUUGUGCUGGACAUUGUGGAGUUGGGGCCGGGAGGCCUGCGCAAGAGUGGCACCUGGAACUCCACGUCGGGGGUCAACUUCACCCGGACGUACGGCGAGCAGCAGAAGGAAAUCGUCGAAAUUUUGCAGAACAAAACGCUGAUCGUGACGACGAUCCUGAGCUCGCCGUACUGCAUGCGGAAGGACUCGGCCGAGAAGCUGACCGGCAAUACGCAGUUUGAGGGCUAUGCGAUCGAUUUGAUUCAUGAAAUUUCGAAAAUACUCGGUUUUAACUACACGAUCCGGCUGGCGCCGGACGGCCGGUACGGCAGCAACAACAAGGAAACGGGUGAAUGGGACGGCAUGAUCAAGGAGUUGCUGGAGCAGCGGGCGGACCUCGCCAUCGCCGACCUCACCAUCACCUUCGACCGCGAGCAGGUGGUGGACUUUACGAUGCCAUUCAUGAAUCUGGGCAUUUCCGUGCUGUACCGGAAGCCGGUCAAGCAGCCGCCCAAUCUGUUCUCGUUCCUCUCCCCGCUCUCGCUCGACGUGUGGAUCUACAUGGCGACGGCCUAUCUCGGCGUUUCCGUGCUGCUGUUCAUCCUGGCGCGGUUCACGCCGUACGAGUGGCCCGUGCCGAACCCGUGCGAUCCCCACCCGGAGAAGCUGCAGACGCAGUUCACGCUGAUGAACUGCCUGUGGUUCGCGAUCGGGUCGCUGAUGCAGCAGGGCUGCGACUUUCUGCCCAAGGCCGUCUCGACGCGGAUGGUCGCCGGCAUGUGGUGGUUCUUCACGCUGAUCAUGAUCAGCUCGUACACUGCCAACCUGGCUGCGUUCUUGACCGUCGAGCGGAUGGACUCGCCCAUCGAGAGUGCCGAAGAUCUGGCCAAGCAGACCAAGAUCAAGUACGGGGCGCUGCGCGGUGGCAGCACGGCUGCGUUCUUUAGGGACUCCAACUUUUCCACCUACCAGCGGAUGUGGUCCUUCAUGGAGGCGAGCCGGCCGUCCGUCUUCACCGCCAGCAACAUCGAGGGCGUCGAGCGGGUCGUCAAGGGCAAGGGCAGCUACGCGUUCCUGAUGGAGUCGACCUCGAUCGAGUACGUGAUCGAGCGGAACUGCGAGCUAACGCAGGUCGGCGGCAUGCUCGACUCGAAGGGCUACGGGAUCGCGAUGCCACCGAAUUCACCCUUCCGCACCGCCAUCAGUGGCGCCGUCCUGAAGCUGCAGGAGGAGGGCAAGCUGCACAUUCUGAAAACGCGCUGGUGGAAGGAGAAACGCGGCGGGGGAUCCUGUAGGGACGACACCUCCAAGUCCAGCUCGACGGCCAACGAGCUGGGGCUGGCCAACGUGGGCGGAGUCUUCGUCGUGCUGAUGGGCGGAAUGGGCGUGGCCUGCGUCAUCGCCGUGUGCGAGUUCGUCUGGAAGUCCCGGAAAGUGGCCGUCGAAGAGCGGGAGGUCUCACUCUGCUCGGAAAUGGCCUCCGAGCUGCGGUUCGCACUGAAGCGUAACCGGUCCAAGAGCUCGGAUCACAACACGACCGCCACCACGCUCCGAACGACGGCCAGUUCGCGCGCCUCCCCGAAGGACUCGGAACCGUCGUCCGAGCACCGGUUCCACCCGCUCGGUCCGCCCUACGCCCAGUACGAGUUCGACCCGAAGGCGGUCGGCCAGUAGGUGUGGAUGUUUUCGGCGAUCCUCUCCGAAGCUCCGGGCUCCGUCGUUCCCAUGACAACGAUCAUAACGACGGCCGAGGUGUACGUGGAGUAGUGCUGCGCGCUGUCAGUUUUGACAGCGCCGAUGUUUGCUGUUUGCUGAAGAGAAGGAGGAGAUCGCAACGAAAACCAAUCCCGUGUUUGUGUCAAGUGUCCACUUUUCAAAACCAUUUUUGCGCGUAUUUUCGUCACGUUUUGAGCGAAAGCCAAACCUAAUAAGACUUGUACUAUAUAUAAAUAAGUGUGUAUACCGGAGACACCGCGCGCUAAUUGAUGCGAACUAAUUUAGAGUGUACCCUCUCCACUAUCUAUGCUCAACGAUGUGUCAAAUUUGAAACUAUCGCCAAAUUGCGUUUCUCCCCGUAGCUAAAAACACGUUCCUUUGACCCCUUUCUUUUGGAAGCAAUAUGCCAAGCAAAUGUAAAUUUACAGAACCCUCCUUGCGGAAGCGAAUCGAGUUGUAAACAAACUUAGUGAAAUUUAAAACCAAAAGUGAAACGUUUUGAAAUGUUCCAAACAAAAGAAAAACCAACGUUUACGUUACCGUUUAUCGAACGCAAAACUGUGUAUAAACCAAAACAAACCAAAUGGAGAUUGUAAUUAGAUCCUUGCCGUUACAAAAAUAACAACUUCGCGAAUCAAAAAGUCACACAAACAUUCCUCACUGACAUUUUCACAAAAAAAAACAUAAACAAAUCACACAGUCGCGCACGGAAUCUAAGCGGAAAAGUAGAGACAAAAACAAAACAGAGAAGGCGAAAGUAAUAAAAAACAUUUUUCCCAAAUUUGUAAACAAAA